AUGAAAAGUGGCUGUUCCACGUGCGACCUCGAACAUGAUCAGAGGCGGACGCAUGGAUUGGUUAGCCCUACCACAGGACGUGUAACACGUUUUUCUUCUCGGGGAUCCAUUAUUUAUACAGCCUCCUCGACCGGACGUACAGGGGGCGGGGCCAAUACCAGCAGAUCGACCAUGCACCACAAGAGGAAAGCCGGAAGAAGAAAGUUCAAGGAGACGAGGCACCCCGUGUACAGGGGCGUCCGACGAAGAAACGGCAACAAAUGGGUCUGUGAAGUGCGCCAGCCCAACAACAAGUCUCGCAUCUGGUUAGGCACUUACCCCACUCCUGAGAUGGCCGCCACCGCCCACGACUCUGCCGUCCUCUCUCUCAGAGGCUCCUCUGCCCUUCUCAACUUCCCCGAUUCUGCUCCUCUUCUUCCUCUCGCCCCCUCUUCUUCUCCUUCUGACAUCAGAGCCGCCGCCGCCAAAGCUGCUGCUAAGAAUAUCAUGAACAAUGAAGAGGCAGGGACCAUGUUCGUGGACGAGGAAGCGCUCUAUAAUAUGCCUGCACUGUUGGACAGCAUGGCCGAGGGUCUUCUUCUUACCCCGCCUUCCAUGAGCAGAGCAUUCAUGGAGGACACCAUUGCUCCUUAUUCUCGUGACUUGGACCUCAAUUUGUGGACACACUAGCCUUCACUCCGACUACGUCCCUGCCCCGCCUAUAAUCCGCCAUUGUUAUGGCUUCCAACCAAAUAUGUGCGCUGUCUAGCUUUAAGCUCAGUUAAUUAAUUAGUUAUUUAAUUAUAUAUAGCUAUCACCCCAAAAGAAAUAAUUGAUGCGUUGGUGCUGAAAGUACUUUA
Molecule: messenger RNA, 839 nt
Organism: Prosopis cineraria
Lineage: Eukaryota; Viridiplantae; Streptophyta; Magnoliopsida; Fabales; Fabaceae
Product: dehydration-responsive element-binding protein 1E-like
Exons: 1
Coding region: 1-669 (222 amino acids)
Biological process (GO): regulation of DNA-templated transcription
Molecular function (GO): DNA binding; DNA-binding transcription factor activity
Source: RefSeq, a predicted model, not a curated record